UGCAUGAGAUUUCAAGGCAGUGGAUCUCGCUAUUUGUCAAAUGUUUCUCAGCUACGCUUAGUCUAGGCUGUGGCAAGUAUUUACCUGGAACUAAAGAAAAGGGAUUUACUACCCAUCCUAGUGUUCUUACGCUUUCCGAUGGAGUUGGAUUAGGAUUUCUACUAACCGGUUGUGUGUAGCCAUGGCUACGCAGGUGGGAGUAAACUCAGGUGAGGGUGGGCAGACCCCCUCUCCGGGGGCCAGAAAGCCCAAUUUAGCCCCCAAACCUCACCUCAUGCCCAAGCCUUUCACCCUGCAGAAGACACCCAUCCGUCAAAUAGCCGCUCCGAAGACCUCAGUCAGUAAACCGGCCUUGCAAACCACUGCCCCAGCCAAGCCAGUGCCAACCACUACCCCAAAGCCCACUCCGAAUGUCCCAGCAAAGCCAGGCCUUUCCAGUAGCUCUCAACUAGAGGCGAUUGCUUCCACUCCAGCAGUCAGUCCUAAAACUACUCCUGCUGUGGCGGCAAAACCAGACAAAACCAUUUGCGAUCCAGAUGUUGCGUCUCAUGCUACUCCAGAAGCCACUGCCUCAAAGCCUGAACCAGCAAGCCUUUCAAAAACUCCCCCACCUGUGGCUCCAAAGCGCACACCUGUCGUGCCAACCAAACCAGACCAGGCUAACAUUAUGAAGCCAGACUUACCUAAAAGUAAUGAUAACAGUAAAGGUAGUACGGUCUCCACAGAAGAGCUGAACCUGCCAAAGACCAAUGAUGUUGGCGUAAAGCUAAGAAGCAAGCCUAAGUCUAUAGGUAUCUCAGAUCGUCAACAGCACGAAGAGGCUCUGAAAGAAGGUCAGGGGCCUGACAAAGCUGAAUCUAUCUCCAGUCCAACCACAGAGACCUCAGACGGCAAAGCCAACUCUCGAUGGCCCAUCCGGAAGCGUCUUUCGAUGGAGCUGACCUCCAGGUUCGAGUCCCUAUCCGUCCCUCCAGCAGUUCCCCUUCGGCCGAGCAAGGACAACAACCAGGAGCGGUCGGGCAAAAAUGAGCCGAUCUUUCCUCCGGGAGGACUCAAAGACCGAGGAUCAGAUGCAGUCCAGACCACUCCAGAUGAACCGGAUCAGAAGCCCAAACCCACAGUGGUGCCCCGGAGAGAGUGGAGGAAAAGCGAAGAGAAGGAAAAUGAAAAAGAGAAAGAGAAUGAAAAAGAGAAAGAGAAAGAGAAAGACAAGGAUGAAUCCAGCGGCGGCUCCAUUAAACGGCGGAUCAGCAUGCUGCUGGACUCCUCGGCCGCCUCCCAGCAGCGAGAGUCCAGCAAAAGAGAGGAGCAGCCACCACCAUCACCUGCUGAGAUCUCUGUGGAUGUCAAGCAGAGAAUCAAAGAGCUGAAAUUGGAUAUUGGAGUGUCAACAGACACCACAAGAGGCUCUCCAUCCCAGAGACCAUCAGAGAAAUCCCCCAGCGGGUCUGCAGAGCUGACAGCAGAAGGAGACUCGGCGACAGCCCCGGUCCUGGUGGAGCACGCUGUCAACAGUGUACCUGCCGUAGGUGUGUGUGCGGUCAGUGAGAGUGUGGCCUUGGCUCCUCUGGAAGACAGAGCCCAGACCCUCCGCCGCUCUGGAGGGCCUGGUGUGCUUGCAAAGCAGGAAGAGGAAUCCUCUGGAGAGGAAGAGGAGGAAGAGGAAGAAGAUGAACAGGUAGAAGAGGAAGAGGAAGGCACAGGGUCCAGCCCAAUGCCUCUCUACCGAGGUCUCUUUGAGAGCCAGCUGGAGGCUGAGAAAGACACGGAGCGAGAGGAGGAAGAGAAGGAGCGAGAGGAGGAGAAGCUCAGGCUGGAGAAAGCGAGGGAGAAACAACAGGAGGAAGAGCUGAAGAAGCAGAGAGAGGAGGAGAAGCAGAGAGAGUGGGAGCGAUUGCAGCAGGAGCGAGAGAAACAGCUGGAGGAGGAGAUGAGGAGACAAAAAGAGGAGAAAGAGAGGGAGAGACUGAGAGAGAUCGAACAGGAAAGAGAGAGGGAGAGAUUACGGCGGGAGAAGGAACGUGAAGAGGAGGAGAAGAGGAGAGAGAAGGAGGAUGAGGAGAGAGAGAGACUCCGAGAGGAGCUAAGGAAAAGAGAAAUGGAGGAAGAGAUGGAAAGGCAGAAGAAAAAGGAGGAGGAAGAGAGGCUAAAGAAAGAGGAGGAGGAAAGAGUGACACUGGAAAAGGAGAGAGAGAGACAGAGAGAAGAGGAGGAACGAAUAAGCUUGGAAAAAGAAAGACAACGGCAGAGAGAAGAGGAGGAAAGGCUUAGGUUGGAAAGAGAUGAGGAAGAGGAGCAGAGAAGACAGAAAGAAGAGGAGGAAAGAAUAAGAUUGGAAAAGGAGAAGGAACGACAGAGAGAAGAAGAAGAAGAAAAGCUUAGACUAGAGUGGGAGAGGGAGAGGGAGAGAGAGGAGGAGAUGAGGAGACAAAGAGAGGAGGAGGAAAAAAUAAGGAUAGAAAAAGAGAGGGAGAGACAGAGAGAGGAAGAAGAGAUGCUGAGGCUGGAAAAAGAAAGGGAGAGGCAAAGAGAAGAGGAGCGAGAGAGAGCAAGACAGAAGGAGGAGGAAGAGCGACUAAAACAGGAGCUAGAGAGGGAGAGACGGAGAGAAGAGGAGCUACAGAAACAAAAAGAGGAGGAAGAAAGGAUGAGACUCGAACAAGAGAGAGAGAGACGGAGAGAGGAAGAAAAGUUGCAAGCGGAGAGGGAGAGAAAAGAGGCAGAAGAGAGAGAGAGACAACUGGGGAGAGAAAUGGAGAGACAAAGAGAGGAGGAAGCAAGACAGAGGGAGGAAGAAGAACGACUGAAGAGGGAAAGGGAGAGGCAGCGAGAAGAGGAAGAGAGGCUUAGACUGGAAAAAGAAAGAGAGGAGGAGAGGAAGCGACAGCAGGAACAGGAAGAAAGGGACAGGCUCGAAAAAGAGAGGGAGAGACGGAGAGAGGGAGAGGAACGACUUGAGAGAGAAAGACAGCGACAGAGAGAGGAGGCAGAGAAGCAAAGACUGGCCGAAGAGCAGCAGAGACAGUUGGAGGAAGAGAGAAAGAAGAAGGAACAGGAGGAUAGAGACCGGGCCCUUGAACAAGAGAAAGAAAAACAGAGACGGAGGGAGCAAGAGAAAGAGAAAAACACAAUGAAAGAAGAAGAGAAGCAGUCAGCGCCAGUAAAAGAGGAGGUUGCAACAUGCAAUGAUUUGAUCAGUUUUGACAUGGAUGAGCCACCGUCCGCUCCAGCAGCCCAAUCCGUCCCGUCCAGUGCUGCUUCCCACACUGCCUCCCAGCUGGAGCCGGAGGUCACCUAUGAUAACCACUCAGUGGGGACGUUCCGGAGGUGGGGCACCAAACCCAGACCUUCACGCAGACUCCACCAGGAUGAGAGGCCCUCUGCUGGGCUCGAGGUCUCUGUGGAUGGAAGCCCCCUGGAUGAUGGCCCACAGAAAUCAGAUGUGGAGCCUUUAAUUGCAGCUGAGCCACGUGCUCCAGAGCCAGAGCACCGGCAGCCCACCCUGGCGCCCUCUGCUCAGGAGGAACAGGAAGAAACCAAGGAAAAGCUCAAAAGUGCAGUGGAUGAGUCCAGGGUGCAGGACACUGACGCUUUGAUACCAGAUUCCGAGACCCAUGACGACACCCACGAGCCAGACAAUAGCCAUACUGCUGAAAGAACUAAAUCUCCAGAGAUUGUUGUGCCUGAGGACACAGUCACUGAAGAUGAACCUGAGGCUGAACUUGAGGCUGAACUUGAGGCUGAACCUGAGGCUGAAGAUGAAGCUGACACUGUUGACAAUGAUCUUCCCUCAGAGCCAGAGCUCCCUCUCUUCCCUGAGGUCACGGCGCCUCUGCUGGACUCCACUGUUCUGCGCUCGAGGGUGGAGCUGGGGAAGAGAAGGAGCACACGGACACGGCCACCGAAAGCCAGUCGCCAGAGCGCUGUCAUGCCCACAGUACAGGAGGCCUCCGCCCCUGACUGGAGGUUCUGUGACACUGCAGAUGGAAAAGUGCCUUCGACUAAAGAGGAAGAGUCCAGCUCUGAGGAUGAGCAGCCUCGAGAGAAAGAGGCCAUACCUCCCCCCUCCCAACCUCACAGAGUCGCCCUGCCAGGAAUGGAUGCUGCCUCCCUUAAGGCUCGUCUGUUUGGGAGCAAGAGACGAAGUGGGGAUGGAGCAAAAGAUGUUAAAGUGCCUUUGUCUAAAGAGGAGGAGUCCAGCUCUGAGGAUGAGCAGCCUCGAGAGAAAGAGGCCAUACCUCCCCCCUCCCAACCUCACAGAGUCGCCCUGCCAGGAAUGGAUGCUGCCUCCCUUAAGGCUCGUCUGUUUGGGAGCAAGAGACGAAGUGGGGAAGGAGCAACAGGAGGGAAAGGAGGAGGAGGAGGAGAUGGAGAUGGUCAGAAAGACGGACCCUCCCCAUCACCCCCAAUCCCAGCUGCCCGCUCCCCCCACGGACCCCGAGUACUGCCCCCUGUGGGAGCGAAGGAGGGCGGGGCCAGCCCCUCACCACUGUGGCUUAAGGAGCUGAAGUCCAAGCAGCGACUGAGCCAGCAUGGUCAGCCUGACAUCGAUGCGUAACCUGGUCCAACAGGAAGUGACAUCAGAAGAUGGUGCCCUGCUGAAUCCCAGAUGACACCGAUGCUGCUGCUGCUAUCGCUGAGCUUCCUUCCUGAUAGCCAUGCACCGUACCUUCUGGAAUUUUCUCAUGAAUUGACCACACAUAGCAGGACAGAGGUUGGGGGUGGGCGACCUCCUCUUGCUCAAUGCCAUCAGUGGAUCCCUGGGUUUGUGACCGCCGGGUCAAAAGGGAUUCAAACUUGAAGAGACUUUACCAUCCAAAAGGAUUGACUGAGGUGCUGACACAACACAACACUAUGCUAAAGGAGGAGAAGAGAUGUGGAUGCAGCAAAGACCACAUAAGACCACUUUAGUCUUCUUCAAGAUGCACUUUAGGGCGAUGAGACCACAGGACUAAGUGCCUCCAAACUGAGUUUGGUUUUUUUAUUUUUUGUAAUCCUGGAUCGAAAAAAAAUAAUUGUAUAUGCUUUGUGAUGACUAUGCAUUAAGCAAGCAGGUAAACACCACGUCAAACCUCUGUAUAUUUGCAGAUCUUCACCAUAGAAUACAUAUUAAUCACUCUCUUUGUUAUGUUCACUUGCUCUUGUUGAUGUACAUACACAUUCCCAUGUCUGUUGAGAAGCUAACGCAAAUGAAUGCUAAAGCUAAUUCCGUCUUUUCCUAUGUGCCAGUAAGAGGCCUUCUGUACCCAGUGUUUCUGGGUCUCUCAGUCUUGAGACUGAGGGGUGCAGGAUGAGGUAGCCUCAUAUCUGAUCCCAGGUCAGCUAUCCACAUCCUGCUAUGCCAAAUGGAGACAGUCAGACAAUCCCCUGUCCCAUUCGCUGCCAUUAUCUGUGUGUCUUGCCAUUCUAUUCCAACCAGUGCCAACUGCCACCGACGCUGGCACUGAUGCAAUCGCUCGGCACACCCGUGGCACCACUCUUAAUCCAGUUUCCAGAACCGCUGCAAUGCCACUGCCAUGGCGUGAGCACUUUUGUUAAGACUUCUGAUUGGCCACCAUGAAAAUGAUUCAUUGUAAUUUACAUCAAUCCAACUCGUUUGAUGACUGAGUGAUUAUGGAUCAUGGAAUUGUUUUUACUUGUCUUUUUACUUUGCUAACUUCUCUGAGUCUGUCAUUUUUCUGCAAAGCUAUAUUUUUUCUGUCAAUAGGGAGACAUUUUACAUAUGGAUGGGUAAUAUAUGUAUUUUAAAAAGCAAUCAUGGGAAUUCUCUAUUAAAAUCAUUUUGAUGGGGA
Messenger RNA from Alosa alosa (allis shad), 5792 nucleotides. RefSeq names its product tankyrase 1 binding protein 1 (gene tnks1bp1). Gene Ontology annotation, molecular function: DNA-binding transcription factor activity. Gene Ontology annotation, biological process: regulation of DNA-templated transcription. Lineage: Eukaryota; Metazoa; Chordata; Actinopteri; Clupeiformes; Clupeidae. The record is from RefSeq and is a predicted model, not a curated record.